This is a messenger RNA of Chenopodium quinoa (quinoa), 603 nucleotides long. RefSeq names its product leucine-rich repeat receptor-like protein kinase PXC2. Gene Ontology annotation, molecular function: protein binding. Lineage: Eukaryota; Viridiplantae; Streptophyta; Magnoliopsida; Caryophyllales; Amaranthaceae. The transcript has a single exon. The record is from RefSeq and is a predicted model, not a curated record. The coding region runs from base 1 to 603 and encodes 200 amino acids.
AUGUCUGGCCUUGAUCUUUCAAUGAAUAAGAUCUCCGGUAAAGUGCCCAAGUGGAUUUGGGGCGUUUUUCUCACAUCAAGUACCAAACGUGUACUCUUGGACCUUUCUAGCAACAGCUUUGUGGAAUUAGAAAUAGAUCCAUAUCUUAACUUCUCAUACUUUGGCCGUUUACAGGUAACUCUAGACCUCCAUUCCAACAAUUUUCAUGGAAAAUUUCCAAUUGUCCCAUACAUUCUAGACAAUUUAGAUUGUUCCAGCAAUCAUUUCACUUCCAUUGACCCUGACUUUGGCCCAAAUCUAAUCAUAGCUUACUUCUUGUCUUUUUCCAAUAACAACCUACGUGGGAGCUUCCCUGCAGCACUACAGUAUGCCCUAAAUCUAUGUCAUCUUAAUCUAGAGUUCAACCAUCUGAAUGGGAAUAUUCCAGAUUAUUUUAUCAACAUGUCCCUUCUCAAUGUAGUUAAUUUGAGAGGAAACAAUCUAAAAGGUUCCAUCCCUGCUAUAUUUGGAAAUCAAUACUGCUACUUAGAAACACUGGACUUGAAUGGGAAUUUUCUUCAAGGACGUGUUCCUCGAUCACUUGCCAAUUGCAAAGCAUUAUAA